Messenger RNA from Penicillium bovifimosum, 5424 nucleotides. Its product is annotated as putative gelsolin repeat protein. Gene Ontology annotation, biological process: actin filament severing; barbed-end actin filament capping. Lineage: Eukaryota; Fungi; Ascomycota; Eurotiomycetes; Eurotiales; Aspergillaceae. Gene Ontology annotation, molecular function: phosphatidylinositol-4,5-bisphosphate binding; actin filament binding. The record is from RefSeq and is a predicted model, not a curated record. The coding region runs from base 1 to 5424 and encodes 1807 amino acids. The transcript is spliced from 3 exons.
AUGACUGUACCAAACGAGAGUUCCGAGGAUGUCAAUGACUUCCUUCAGCGCAUCCGGGAACUAGGCGAGCGUCGCGACAAAGAAGACGACGAGCGCACCAAAAAACUGGAGGAAGAGAUCUUGCAGGGCCGGAAGGAAAGGCAGGCUCGCCGAGCUGAGCGGGCACGAUCACUGGCCCUGACCGACGAUUCAUCAACCCUCAAUAUGGCGCGGCUGAGCGUUUCCUCGAUCAGCCCUGGAUCUAUCGACCCUCCGGAACAACUCGAGCCAACACCGCACACCCCGGGACCUGAGACUCUGACCAGCGCCGAGCCGAGGCAAGACAUGGAGGCCGACAUGGAAAAGCGGCGCGGGUCUGUGCCGGACCUUGGGAUGGAUUCUCCCUCGCGGGUCCGACCACCUAUGUCGCGCAGUCGUGCGGGGACCUUGUCAUGGCAGCAGCGCCCGUCUUCGCGGGAUAUUGGCAACAUGUCCCCCGGCUCAACAUCCCCAACACGCUCCCCAACCCGCGCAAGCCACUUGAGAACCCUGUCCACCGCGUCGGACGAUACCAAGUUUUCUCAACUCCAGUUUGGGUUCCCUCGGCCCUCCAAUGACGCCACUGUACUCCCUCCGUCGCCGGAUCGCGAGGCGAGAUCGAUUCCAUACAAAGUGAAGAAGGAAGAAACGGAUAAACAGACAGAUUUGGGACCGGACCAGCAAGAGGCGGGGGUUGGUCAAGAAUCACAUGCCGAACUAGAUACACUAGAGGCAGUGGAAGAGCGAUCAUCGUCGCCUCCGAGAACUGGUUCUCGUGAUAGCAACAUGAGCCACCGCUUCUCUGUGUCGUCAGUGUCGGCAACUGGGCUGGGCUCGCCGGUUCAUCUGUCAGAGGCUCCGAAACUCGAACCUCGACAGAAUGAGUCCUCAUUCGAGGAACCUGUGCUGCCGUCUCCAACUCAGCGACGGUUGUCACCCGAGCGGUCUCGGUCAACAUCGCCCACCAAGGGUCUGGGAGGGUUUGUCCAGAGUGCCAUGAUGAGAAGAUCAGAUAGUGUGUCAAAGAGAUGGAGUGCGCAGCUUCCGCAAGGGCUCGGACGGUCAAAUUCUAUUGUUUCAAAUCGAAGCAGUGUGGCAGGUCCGUUGAGUGAAGUAACACCAACUCUCUCCAAAUAUGGGCGAGAGCCUUCCACUCUCCAACGACCUGGCUCUAGCCACAGUGAGGCACCUACAGGUUUUACUGAACGACCGACCACACCUUCUGCACCCGCUCUCACCGAUCGAGAUAAUGCGCGCCUCGAAGGUAGCCCAGGCAGACCACCCCGACCUCUCCACUCCCGAUCUGCCAGCGCUGUCACUGCGGAUGGCACCGAUGGCCAAACAAGCCCAUUCGUUUCGAAAACCAUGGAUCCCAGGCGCUGGAGUCCCACCAAGGCUUCUUGGCUAGAGAGCGCUCUCAAUCGCCCUGAGUCCCCGCGGCAAAGCAGUAGACCCCCGUCGCAACCGAACUGGGCCAGGGACCGACAAUCUCGCGGGAGCAUUGAUAUGGGACGAGUCAGCCCGUUCAAGGAGGUCACUCCUCUUGGUCUGAUGCGGACACCUCCACCAGGCACUCAGUUCAAAACAUCUGGUGUCUCUGGUCCUUCGCUUCCUGCAAGCCCUACCAAGGGUGCUGUGCCUGAUUCCCCGGCAGAAUUUCCUUUCAAGAAAUCUAGCAUUUCCGGUCAUUCAGUUCCCCCAAGCCCUACUAAGGACGUCAUUCCAGAAUCUCCCUCUGAAUUCCCUCUCAAGAGGCCUAGCAUCUCUGGUCCAUCGAUGCCUUCAAGCCCUCUUAAGGAGACACUCCCCGAGUCUCCCUCAGCGGUUUCCCCCAAGAAGUCAACUUUCUCCGGAACAUCCGCCACAGGCAGCCCUGGAGGCAGAACCAAAGAAGCAGCGCCCGAGUCUCCCCUGGGAGUCGCCUUCAAAAAGCCCAGUAUAUCGGGUUCAUCAAUUCACAGAAACUCCGCCACUUCGGCGGAUUUCCCAUUGAAAAAAUCCAGCAUCUCUGGGUCUUCAGUUUCCGGAGGAAUUACGAAUGAUACUGCUCCCGAAUCUUCAUCGACUUCCCCAUUCAAGAGGCCCAGUAUCUCGGGGCCCUCGAUCCCGAGCACCCCCGAACGAAAAGCGAAGGAGACAGUCCCGGAAUCGCCGCUGAUGCUUGGUCUCGAAUCUCCCGAGAAGGUGCUUCCGGAGCCGUCGUCGCACGUCGAACAAGCUUCAGAGUCCCUUGAAGGAGGUGCACCGACAGAAGAGCCCAAGUCUGCCUCACCCAAUGCAGUGGUGGCUGAAUCGCAAGACACACUGAAAUCUACAGAGCCUGAGACCACACCCGAGCCUCAAUCUACCCCCACUCGCAGGGAGCCUCCCGACUCGUUGAGCCCCAAACCGAACUUCUCUUUGUCGACUUCCUCGCGCGGACGCAUUUCCCCACAAGUGAAGCCUGCGCAGCCUCCCCUGGUGGACUUCCGAGCAAACCUUCGAAAACGCGAAGUUGUCAAAGAUACCGCCAACAAUGAAGAACCUGAGUUCAAGAACGUCUUUGGGCGCCUCAAAAAGACCGAAACCCGACAUUAUGUUGCUCCCGAUGAACUCAAGGGAAACAUCCUGCGCGGUAAAGCUGCUUUGAAUACCACAGGCGGCCCAAAGAAGACCGAGCGAGUCGACGAGUUCAGGAAUAGUCUUGUUUCACGCAAAGAAGAAAUGAAAGCCAGCGGAGGCUCCAUCCGACGGAAUACUGCUGGAGAGAAGGAUAGACCGAAACCAGCCGAGGCCGUGCCAGAGGCAAUCGCGAUACGACAGAAUAUGACACGGGCAAACAGCAUCCAGCAGAACCCCUUGGUCGAGCCGAUCUCGCCCACUAAGAGUUUUGGCUCUCGAGCCUCGCAGGAUAGGCCGCUGUCGUCCGCAGGUUCACCCUUCAAAGAUUUGGGUUCAUCGCGGACUUCUCGGGACCUGCAGCCCUCGUCACCAUUCCGUGCCAGUGAUGAGCCGGGUUGGCCCUUGACAGAUAUCGGUGCCUCGCGAGCAUCUCGGGAGAUACAACCAUUGUCGCCGCUCCCUGCCGAUGAUUCCGCCGAUAAAGAGCCAGAGAAGGCACCCCAAGCGACAAGCAACAUACAGGAAUUUCGUAAAGUGGAUUCACCCGUGAGCCAGGAGGAAACCCACGAAGUCGUGGAGCCCACCAAGCCCAGCGCAGCAAAGGUAGAAGAAUCCUCGGUCACGACCACCCGCCCAGUUCGUGCCUGGCCCCCUGCACCUGUGGAAGAGGCUGCUACAACACCAAGUGUAGCUAAAGGCAAACUGGCGAGCCGAAUCAACCCUGCGCUUGCUUCCCUUCUUACUCGGGGUCCGCCUGCCCCUGAAGGACCGAAGCAGCUGCCGACCGCUGUCACCGCACAAAACGACUCUACGUCGCCAUCUGCGCCCCUCACACACGUCACAAAGGGUCGUGCCAGAGGGCCGAAGAGACGGCUUCCUCAGACGAUUGGUGCCUCGAACCCGUCCCCUCGGGAUGAUACUAAGGAGGUUGGUGCUAUUCCAUACUCUGAAGCCACCCCGUCACAAACUCCUCCAAUCCCUAUUGAAUCUUCGGAUUCCAAUCCGAAUCGCCUGUUGCAACCCGAUGAAAAUUCAGUUCCUGACACCGAAGACAUCCGUUCAGAUAGCCUAGUCACCGAGCAGCUCCCGGAGGUGAACGAUCCUCCCCAGAAUAUCCUCGAGCGCGAUACUCCCGAAAGCCGUUUCCCAUUAACUCUUCCGACCCGUUCCCUGACCACUGAUUUCAACAUCUUUCCCUCCCCCAAUCUUGAGGCCAGCCCGAGGGACCCCGAAAGCCCAGGAGAGGUGAGUCCAGGGAGCGGACCACCUGUUCCACCAAAGUCCAAUUCCACCACAUCUUCAUCGCCCGUAGCGUCAAAGCCGACAUGGGUCCAGCAAGACCAGUUCGUGUCCUCAUCGCCAUCUCCUCUCCGAACGAGCCAGUUGGAGAACCAGAUGCGUCAGCAGAAGCCCAUCCCCGGUGUAGUCAUUGAAUCAGCGCGCAGCUCGCUUGCACGACCCUUGAGCCAUCCCUCGCCGCCGGUGCCUCCUAAAGAUAGCGAUGUUCGACUCAACAAGCCGACCGAUCCGCGCAGACUGUCAAGAAAGAUGUCUGCUCCAUCAUUGGUUGCCCAAGCCAGCGAGGCACGCGAAGUCAUUGGUGGUUUCUUCAAAUCAUUCCCCGACCCCCGAGACCGCAUGGACAUUGAUCCCGGGCUGAUGCUGAUGCGUCAACCGGACGAUGUGAAGAUCAGGACCGUAAGGCGCCAGAUGUGGGAACUCACAGGCGAUGGCAGACGCCAGGAACUUCCUUCUCAUCAAGAGUACAUCUUGUACCAAGGCAGCAUGUAUCUCUGCGUGCACACUUACGAGACUGAACGGAACAGCGCUACGGAAGUCUACCUGUGGCGAGGAGACGAUGUCCCAGAUAGCUCGGUGGACGACGAACAGCCAUUCGCCCGCAAAGUCGCCCGUGAGAACAGCUGCAAGCUACAGAUCAUCCGACAGGGCAAGGAACCAACCCGGUUCAUCCAAGCGCUUGGCGGCAUCUUGAUCACACGUCGGGGAUCCAACUCGCGCCACAACUCAUCCGCUCUUUACAUGCUCUGCGGACGGAAACACUUAGGCGAAAUGGCCUUCGAUGAAGUGAAUUACUCAUUGCGCAAUCUCUGCUCUGGUUUCCCUUACGUUGUCUCUGCUCCCUUCGGCAAGCUCUACCUAUGGAAAGGCAAAGGCAGCGGGCCCGAAGAGACCGGUGCUGCCCGACUGAUCGGUAUGGAUCUUGGUUUGACCGGAGAGUUUGAAGAAGUCAGUGAGGGCGAAGAACCCGAAGACUUCUUCGAUGUCUUCGCCGGCCCUAAAGAAUCCGCGCCCCACAUGUCGCAGGAUUACUGGAAGCUCAAACCAAAGUAUAACCACUACCGCACGCGCCUCCUCCGCGUUGAUCACGAACUGAACCAGCCAACUCGAUUCUGGAACCUGCGUCGGCCGGGAUCGGGCUCACCGGUUGUCAAGCCCAAUGACUGUGUCCAGGAGAUCGAGCCAUUCUGCUACCGAGACAUCACCGAUAAGGAUGUUUACGUUCUGGAUACCUUCUUCGAGAUCUACGUCAUUAUCGGCGACCAAGCAACACAGAAAUCUGCCGAUUUUGCCUCGGCCGUGGUCUUCGCCCAUGAGUAUGGUAUCUUAGCCACCUCCCUCCAGGACAGACCCUUCAUCCCGAAGAGUUUCGUGGCACUAGGUGGCAUCCCGGAUCGCUGCCAAAGCGCAUUCCGCAAAUGGAAUCCACGCGCUCAGAAUGCUCCUUUUGUGUACCCUCUGGAUGUAGUCAUUGAAGCGCUUCGAUCGCCAGAGGAGGAUGAGUGA